This is a messenger RNA of Aspergillus steynii IBT 23096, 546 nucleotides long. RefSeq lists its product as uncharacterized. Lineage: Eukaryota; Fungi; Ascomycota; Eurotiomycetes; Eurotiales; Aspergillaceae. The coding region runs from base 1 to 546 and encodes 181 amino acids. The record is from RefSeq and is a predicted model, not a curated record. The transcript has a single exon.
AUGAAUGGUGGAAAUCAGACGCCUCCCAUGGUGGACGUUGAUAUUUUGCCGGAGAGAAGGAAAUGGAUGACAGGAGACGCAGGCGAGAAGAAGAAGAAGAAGAGAGACGACGACGACAAUCAAAUCAACCCGACACGGUUGCACCCGCAGAGCCAAGAGGCCGAGACCUUCUUUUCGGUGCCAUUUUUUGGGCCCAGUGAUCAGGAGGCCUUUCGUCCUGGCAAUCAAAGUCCCGGCGCUUCCUCUUUCCUGCUGGCUUUAAUCUAUCUAUCGCUCUACGAGUACGGACGGAGUACCGGUCCUCGCCUGAAGAUACGAUGCGUGUCGAAUCCGAUUGCAUUGCGUCCGUCCACCGCAUGGAAAAAUGCCCCGGAUCAGCGAAGAGAUGAUCCCGAGGUUCCAGAAGGCGAGCAGAGACCGACAGACACAUUCCAGCUGGAUCGCCCGAAGAUGACAGUGAUCCCCCUGAAGUCGGUCAGCGCUGAGCACCGUCAACGACGCCCAUGUCGCUCGGCCUGGAGGAUCCACGAAUGGCCGUCGAUAUGA